ACCAAACCAAACCAAGAAAAAGAAAAAGAAAACAUAGUAAAAACCAUACAAGAGAGUAUCUAGCUACUUGUUACUUGACUUGAAACCUUUUUUCUUAACCUUUCAAACUUUUUUUCCUUAUUUAGUUUCCUUCACAGCAUAGCAAAACAGAAAGAAAAACAAAGCAAUAAGAACCAGAGAUAUAUAAUGCCAGCUAUUUUGCUUCUAUACAACAUUCUAAAUUCAUUCCUUAUUUCUCUCAUUCCAAAGAAGCUAAGACCCUUCUUUCCCUUCUCUUGGUUCCCCCACCAAACAAACAACACUUCUUCUUCUUCUUCUUCCUCCUCUUCAUCACCAAGAAGGGCCAGCAGGGCCAUUAUCAUCACCAAGACAAGAAUAAUGGACCCAAAUGAGCUCAGGAGAGUCUUCCAGAUGUUCGACCGGAAUGGAGACGGGAGAAUCUCCAGGAGCGAGUUGACAGUCUCCCUGGAGAAUCUCGGGAUCUUCAUUCCGGACAAGGAACUAGCUCAGAUGAUCGACAAGAUUGAUGCCAAUGGGGAUGGAUUCGUGGAUGUCGAAGAGUUUGGGGAGCUGUACGAAUCUAUAAUGGUGGAACGUGGUGACGAGGAGGAAGACAUGAAGGAAGCUUUCAACGUGUUUGACCAGAAUGGAGAUGGGUUCAUCAGCGUGGAGGAGCUGAGGGCGGUCUUGUCUUCCUUGGGGCUUAAGCAAGGUAGAACCGAUGAAGAUUGCAAGAAGAUGAUAAUGAAGGUGGACGCUGAUGGUGAUGGCAUGGUUAACUACGGAGAAUUCAAGCAAAUGAUGAAGGGUGGUGGAUUCAGUGCUCUCAGUUAAUCAUCUUUCAUCAACAUUAUUGCACGUAUACAAAUAUGUGAGAGUCAUACAAAAGGAAGAAACAAAAAAGGGGUGGCGGUUUUUGAUCGGUUUAAGGUUAAUGUAUGCUAUGAUUCCCACGUUGUAAAUAAGUUAAGUGUUCGUGGAUUAUCAUAGGAGGAUGCAGAUCAUCACCACCACCAACAUGAACUUGUUGAAGCUUCUUGUUGCUGUUGUUUUGUUGUUGGUGUUUCUUCUUUUUUGUUCUUUUUUUGCCAAUCCCAGAAUGUUGGGUGGUUAGCACUUAGAACUUGACAUGGCCACAUUGAUGGACAUACUAAUGAUUUCUUACUUUCUUUUUUUCUAAGGAGGGAAAGGGAACGGUGGGCUACUGCUAUUGUGACAGUGUGUUUUCUUUCUUUAUUUUUAGGGGCAGAAGGCCUGAUUCUGUUUUAACUUGUAAUACUCUUGUUUGGUGAUUUCAGUUGAAUUUGCUCA
Molecule: messenger RNA, 1311 nt
Organism: Arachis duranensis
Lineage: Eukaryota; Viridiplantae; Streptophyta; Magnoliopsida; Fabales; Fabaceae
Product: calmodulin-like protein 3
Exons: 1
Coding region: 187-834 (215 amino acids)
Molecular function (GO): calcium ion binding
Source: RefSeq, a predicted model, not a curated record